GCUUGUAGAGUCAGCUUGUGGUCGUAAUACCUCAGCACUGGGGCUUGUGUGAGGGUGGACUUCAGUGUCUGUAAGGCUGAGCUGUGGUGUGGGCACCACUGCCAUGCUGCAUCCUUUUUAAGUAGCUGUGUGACGGGAUGUCCUUAUAUGGGAGCUUCCUGUCAGACGAGCAGUUCCUGUGCUCGAUCUGCCUCGACGUGUUCACCAACCCUUCGACCACGCCCUGCGGACAUAGCUUCUGCAUGGCCUGCAUCAGCAAGUACUGGGACGGCUCGAAGGUCUGCCAGUGUCCUCUUUGUAAGACAACCUACCAAAAGCGACCAAACCUCCAGAUCAACAGGACGCUGCGAGAGAUCACCAUUGAGUUCAGAUCCAUGACAGGAGGAGGAGUGUGUGUCCAUCCCGAUGUCGCCGGUCUCAUCCUCACUGGCUUCUUCGGUACCGAACCACAGUCCUCUCAGUGCCCUGGUGAACCCCUCCGGACCUCCUCCUCCUCCUCCUCCUUACCACCGCACCAGCAGCCGGAGAAGGUUCACCGUGAGCGGGACGUCCAGCAGCUGGAGCCUCCCAGUCUAGUCCACGGAGGUUUAACAGUGUGCUGGUUUCAGAUGUACUGCCGGACCGAUCGACUCUGUAUCUGCCCUGAGUGUGAGACCGAGGACCACCAGGCUCACGACACCGUCACUCUGGAGGCCGAGUGGAUGGAAACCAAGGACCAGCUGAGUGUAUCAGAGCAGGAGAUCCGUGAGAUGAUCAGACAGAGAAUCAAGAAGAUCGAAGAGAUCAGACUGUCAUCAGCUGAACUGGAGUCGGCGGUGGAGCGAGAGACGGCGGGCAGCGUCUGCCUGUUUGCCGAGCUGGUGUCGGCCAUCCAGCGGGCUCAGGUGGAGCUGAUGGAGGUGAUGGAGAUGAGCCGGAGGGCUGCCGAGCACCAGGCCGACGCCAUGAUCCGACAGCUGGAGCUGGAGGUGGAGGAGCUGAGGAGGAGGGAGAGCGCCCUGUCGGAGCUCGCACACUCAGAAGACUACAUGCACUGUGUCAAGACCUUCCCGCUGCUCUGCAGCCCUCCCCCCACCAGGGACUGGUCGGGGCUGUCGGUGAACUCUGACCUGGGCACCGGGACCGUCUACAGGUCUCUGGCUGCUCUGGUGGACCAGUUCCAGGAAGAGCUGAAGGUCAUCGCAGGGACAGGUUUUCCUGCCUCCGUCCUGGAUCCCAGUCCGGCCCGGACUCAGCCCAGGAUGAGGAGGGUGCAGGAGUACGCAGUGGAUGUGACUCUGGACUGUAACACUGCUCAUCCCAGACUGAUCCUGUCAGAGGACAUGAAGAGUGUGAGAUGUGGAGAUCGACACCAGCUGCUUCCAGACAAUCCAGAGAGGUUCGACAGAGUCGUCUGUGUGAUCGGGAGGGAGGCCAUCUCCUCUGGGAGGCACUACUGGGAGGUGGAGGUGGGCGGGAAGACGGACUGGGAUCUGGGCGUGGCCAGACAGUCCAUCAACAGAAAGGGGAAGAUCGAGGUGACUCCCAGUAACGGCUACUGGUUCCUCAGCCUCAGAGACAAGAGUAAGUAUGCCUUCCGGACCGAGCCAUCCACAGACGUGCAGCUGAACCUGCGUCCUCAGAGGAUCGGGGUGUUUGUGGACUUUGAUAAAGGACAGGUUUCUUUCUACAACGUCGACGCUAAAAUCCACAUCUACACUUUCAACGACACGUUCACCGAGUGCAUCUUCCCGUUCUUCAGCCCCUGCACCAACAAGUCAGGGAAGAACGACGGGCCGCUGGUCAUCACGCCGGUCAACACGGCAGAGUGACUCCUGGAACUUACUCCUCUCUCCUUCUCCUUCUCCUUCUUCUUCUUCUUCUUCUCCUUCUUCUUCUGGUCAUCACGCCGGUCAACACGGCAGAGUGACUCCUGGAACUUACUCCUCUCUCCUUCUCCUUCUUCUUCUUCUUCUCCUCCUUCUCCUUCCUCUUCUUGAACCCUAGAAUGGUUCAAGUCUUAUCUCUCAAACAGAACCUUCUCAGUUAUCUUAGGAAAUGCCUCAUCAUCUGUGGCCCUUUAACAUGUGGUGUCCCCCAGGGCUCUAUCCUUGGCCCAUUGCCAAAUCAUCAGUAAACACAAUGUGCAAUAUCACUGUUAUGCCGACGACACACACAUUUAUCUUCCACUACAAACCAGUGAAAAGGGCAAUUUUAAUAAACUUUUAUUCUGCUUAACUGAUAUGAAAUCCUGGAUGACACAAAAUCUCUUACUGCUGAACGAAGACAAAUCUGAAAUAAUCCUUUUUGGUCCCACAACAACCAUUCCUACCUUACCGAACCACCUUGAAUCCCUGUCUUACACUGUCAGGGUGUCCUCUUUGUGUGUGUGUGUGUGUGU
Messenger RNA from Centropristis striata (black sea bass), 2380 nucleotides. Its product is annotated as E3 ubiquitin-protein ligase TRIM39-like. The record is from RefSeq and is a predicted model, not a curated record. Lineage: Eukaryota; Metazoa; Chordata; Actinopteri; Perciformes; Serranidae. The transcript has 15 exons. Bases 138 to 1811 code for a protein of 557 amino acids. Gene Ontology annotation, molecular function: zinc ion binding; protein binding.